Molecule: messenger RNA, 1374 nt
Organism: Sorghum bicolor (sorghum)
Lineage: Eukaryota; Viridiplantae; Streptophyta; Magnoliopsida; Poales; Poaceae
Product: putative septum site-determining protein minD homolog, chloroplastic
Exons: 2
Coding region: 231-1169 (312 amino acids)
Biological process (GO): negative regulation of cell division
Cellular component (GO): cytoplasmic side of plasma membrane; cytosol
Molecular function (GO): ATP binding; ATP hydrolysis activity
Source: RefSeq, a predicted model, not a curated record
GUGUGUCCCCGUUCGUGAACGUGGGUCCCAAUUUCCCCCAGAGAGAUCAGAGAUGUGGUGGCACAUAAAUCAUCAGUAGCGACGAGCGAGCGCCACCUCUCUGUCCCCAGUCCCCACCCCGGUACUGUAGCAUCGGCCAUGGUCGUGGCCGCCGCCACCACCUCCGACUCGGACUGACCUCCCACCUCCCAAACAGAACCCUAACCAACCCCUCCCCCGUAUCCCCGCCGAUGGCGUUCACGCCGCCGCGCCUCCUCCCGCUACCCCUUCCGCCGGCGGCGGCACCGGCAUCCACGCGGGCCGUCUCGGCGCGCCACCACGGAGGGCGCACGGCGCCGGAGCUCUCGGGCCCGACCCCGCGCGUGGUGGUCGUCACCUCCGGGAAAGGCGGCGUCGGCAAGACCACCACUACCGCCAACCUCGCCGCCUCGCUCGCGCGCCUCGGACUCCCCGCCGUCGCCGUCGACGCCGACGCCGGCCUCCGCAACCUCGACCUCCUGCUCGGCCUCGAGAACCGCGUCCACCUCACCGCCGCCGACGUCCUCGCUGGGGACUGCAGGCUCGACCAGGCGCUCGUCCGACACCGCGCGCUCCAGGACCUCCACCUCCUCUGCCUCUCCAAGCCACGCUCCAAGCUGCCCCUCGCGUUCGGAUCCAAGACCCUCACCUGGGUCGCCGACGCGCUUCGGCGCUCGCCUAACACGCCCGCCUUCAUCCUCAUCGACUGCCCCGCAGGUGUUGAUGCCGGGUUUGUCACUGCCAUUGCACCUGCAGAAGAGGCAGUGCUCGUUACCACCCCUGACAUUACGGCUCUCCGUGAUGCUGACCGUGUCGCAGGACUGUUGGAGUGCGAUGGCAUCAAAGAUAUCAAGAUUAUUGUCAACCGAGUGCGGCCAGACCUGGUGAAGGGGGAGGACAUGAUGUCAGCACUUGAUGUCCAAGAAAUGCUUGGGUUGCCCUUGCUUGGUGUGGUUCCUGAGGAUGCGGAAGUAAUCCGGAGUACAAAUAGGGGUGUACCAUUGGUGCUCAACGACCCGCCCACGCCUGCGGGCCUUGCUCUGGACCAGGCUACUUGGCGAUUGGUGGAAAGAGAUGUGAUGACAGCAGUCAUGGUUGAGGAGCAGGAGAGGCCCAAGAAGAAAGGCGGCUUCUUUUCGUUCUUCGGGUAGGUGAGUCUGGAGUUCAGCUGUGGAGUUUAGGCUGUAGAUGGUGUACAGGCUCGCAAUCUGGAGUUUCUGAAUGAUUUACGUACCUUUUGGCUUUGCUUUGUUCUAGGUUAGAGUGAUUCAUUUGUUGUGAUUGUGUAGAAGAAAUAUGUAACUCUGGAUUGAUGCUUCUAAUAUUAGAGGACCUAGUUCGACAUAAUGUGUCAUA